AUGGAGAUGAUUGUGGCAGCUGCAGCAUGUAUGGUUGCACCGCUUGUUUACAGAUCAUUAAGGAAGCAUUUAUACACAAAAGUGAACUGCUGGUUUUGUCAACACGAUCAGCGUGUACCAUUUGAACAACGAAACUCGUUUACCUGCGCUAGUUGCGAGCAGUACAACGGGUUUGAUGAGUCUGGAGAUUACAAUCGUAAAAUACCUGGACAACACUGUGCGGUUGCGCUGAAACCGACAAGAAGGUUCUGUGCAUCAAAUGUGAGCGCAACUCGUCCAGAUGUAUCUCAAGAGGGUAAUGGUAACAAUGGCCUCUGUGACAACUGUAACCGCCAACAAGAAAUAAUUUUGAGACGUAUAGCUGAGUUUGAGCCGUCGGAUGAUAAUCAAUGGAACGAAGAAGUUGAGAUUUAUCGCUACAAAUUAAAUAAGGCAUAUCCGCUAUGCGUAAGAUGUACAUUCUUUGCUCAAGACAAAAUGCAAGAAGAAAAGAAGAGACAUGCGAACCUUCUUAGACUCAAAAACACUUUCGCGAACUCUGUUCGCAAUGACUUCACUUCGGCUGCGAAUGUAGCUGUAAAGAUAGCGACCAGACGGCGUCGGUUCUUCGCCGGUGGUUAUAUUGCGGAAACCAUGCAUUUUACCUCAUUCGUAUUGUCCACGUUGCUGUUCCUUUCACAAUUCAAUUUUCUACAAGAGGAGAUGGACUGGGAACCAUCGCUGAAUAGAGUUUCCUCAGAUGCAACCGUAGUUGGAGGCUUGCGUCCCUCUGAAGUAAUGAAGAGAUUGGCUCGCGAGUCAACUCCAAGUAGACAGCUUGCACCAUCUCUUGCAUCACUAUCAUUAUUAGGCGACAGCUACAAAACGAGAAGUGGUUUUGGAGUGGAAACUCAACGUCGUGGUCCUUUCUAUUCACCACAUUCCGUCUAUCAUUCCUACGCGCCUUCAAUCGCACCGUCUCGAUUUUCUGUACGUUUAGAGCUCUUGCAUUAG
Molecule: messenger RNA, 993 nt
Organism: Angiostrongylus costaricensis
Lineage: Eukaryota; Metazoa; Nematoda; Chromadorea; Rhabditida; Metastrongylidae
Source: the annotation of a GenBank genome assembly